UUCACCCCCAUCUCUACUGUCCUCUCUCCUCCAGGUACAUACCAGGGCCAGUGGAUGGGCGGGAUGCGGCACGGUUAUGGCGUGCGCCAGAGUGUUCCCUACGGCAUGGCAACAGUGAUCCGCUCUCCGCUCCGUACCUCUCUAGCGUCCCUACGCUCCGAGCAGAGCAAUGGCACCGUGCUCCAGGACCUCUCAGGUGACACGCCCACCGGCGGCCGGGGCGGGUUCGUCCUCAACUUCCACUCGGACAGCGAAGUGGUCACCGGGAAGAAGAAGGGUCUUUUCCGCCGCGGCUCGCUGUUCGGGAGCCUCCGUCGGCUACACAAGUCCGAAUCGAAGUCGUCCAUCUCCAGCAAGAGGAGUUCGGCACGCAGUGACGCCGCUAUGAGCCGCAUCAGCUCCUCCGACGCAGACGCCAACUCCACCGUCUCCCUGGGCGACGGAGAGCUGCCGGAGGAGGACUUGGUAUUGGAGGAUCACGUGGAUGCCACCACCACCGAGACGUACAUGGGGGAGUGGAAGAACGACAAGCGCAACGGGUUCGGCGUCAGCGAACGUUCCAACGGGAUGAAGUACGAGGGGGAGUGGCUGAACAACAAGCGUCACGGUUACGGGUGCACCACCUUCCCCGAGGGGAACAAGGAAGAAGGGAAGUACAAGAAUAACCUGCUGGUUCGUGGAAUAAGGAAGCAGCUGAUCCCGCUAAAGAACCCCAAAACCAAAGAGAAGGUGGACCGGGCCGUGGAGGGGGCGCGGAGGGCAGGGGCCACCUCCAGGACGAAAGUGGAAAUAGCAGCUUCCAGGACGGCUCACGCCAGAAUGAAGGGAGAGGCAGCAGACCAGGCAGCUCUCUCUGCCGGACAGGAUUGUGACAUCUCUAGGGCUGUCGCUAGGGAGCUGUCCCCAAACUUCCACCAACCAGGUCCUGACUAUAUCAAGCAGGCGUUCAUGGAUCCAGUGAAGAUCCCCAAGGAUCCUCCCGAAGAGAAGGAGAAAGACAGCCCCACCAGCCCUGCCCAGACCCCCGGGCCCACCCCUCCCAGCACCGCCCAGACCCCCGGGCCCACCCCUCCCCCCUCGCCCCACAGCAAGAAGAGACCGCACAGCAACAGCGUCUCCACCUCCGCCUCCCGCAAGAUCAGCAAGGACGAAUCAUCACACAGUCGCAAGGUCAGCAAAGAGGAGAAGCCGGUCCGUAAGAGCAGCAAGGAGGAGCGGCUGAGCAGGAAGUUGAGUAAAGAGGAGAGGGUGUCCAUCGCUGCCGAGCCGCCCACAGCUGCUGCUCCCUCUUCCCAUGUAAUACACCAGGCUUCAGCCAGACCCCCCAAGGCCCCGGAGCCCGGCCCCACCAACGUACCACCUCCCCAGGCUGCUGCUCUGCAGACGGGUCCUGUUAAUGAAAUGGGACAACUCCACUCCCAGUACCAUAGCUACUACGUGAAAGCCCCCUCCAGGGGACCCCUGCCCCCGGAACCUGAGCCUGAGGAGGACGAGGAGCCCAGUCAACUGACCCUGGCACGGAUGGCCCCGCCACCCCCCAAGUCGUUCCGGAAUUUCACCCUCAAGCCGACGCCCACAGGUGAGCAGAGCAAACUCAGGAAGCAGGAUUCGCUGAAACCAAAGAGCCUGGCAGAGACCAAGAAGGCCAGUAUGGAGAUGGCUGACGGGCAGGGUGAAGAGAAUGCUCCUAACUCUAUCCUGGUUGCUAUGGUGAUGCUGUUGAAUAUCGGCCUAGCCAUCAUAUUUGUCCACUUCCUGACAUGAUGGUCCUGUGUCUCAGUGAUGCCGUGGCAACUGGUGCAGCGUCUCCAGCCUUUUAAAAAUCAAAAUGGUGUCAGUCAGAAUCGGAAGCGGCCACAGGAGCAUGGAAAUGCAGCUUUGUGACACAGGAGAGAAACAUGAGAGGCAGGAGAGAAGGACCCGCAGGCUGUCCAGGGCCGUCCACAGACCUGCCUGAUCAUAAUACUCUCCUAUGGGUUCUGUUAAAGAACAAAAUGAUAUGUCUGAGGGAGAUAGGAAAAACAAUACAACAGAAAACGUCAACACACACACACACACACACACACACACACACACACACACACACACACACACACAC
Molecule: messenger RNA, 2098 nt
Organism: Oncorhynchus kisutch (coho salmon)
Lineage: Eukaryota; Metazoa; Chordata; Actinopteri; Salmoniformes; Salmonidae
Product: junctophilin-1-like
Exons: 5
Coding region: 55-1764 (569 amino acids)
Cellular component (GO): junctional membrane complex; endoplasmic reticulum membrane; plasma membrane
Source: RefSeq, a predicted model, not a curated record